GCAGCGGAGCCGGCGCCGCCGCUAUGAAGCCGUGCGGGGAGGAGGAGGAGGAGGAAGGGGCUGCGGGCGGCGGCGGCGGCGGGGACCCCUGGAAGGAGUGCCUGGAGGUGGCGGUGCAGCUGGCGCUCCGCGCCGGGCAGAUUAUUAGGAAAGCUCUAACAGAGGAAAAACAAGUGUCUACAAAGACAUCUGCAGUAGACCUCGUGACCGAGACUGAUCAUUUUGUGGAAAAUUUAAUUAUUUCUGUUUUGAAAGAGAAAUUUCCCUCCCACAGGUUUAUUGCAGAAGAAUCCACUGCUGCUGGUUCAAAAUGUGUCCUCACUGACAGUCCUACCUGGAUUAUUGACCCUGUUGAUGGAACCUGCAAUUUUGUACAUAGAUUUCCAACAGUGGCAGUGAGCAUUGGAUUUGCUGUUAACAAAGAGCUUGAAUUUGGUGUAAUUUACCACUGCACUGAAGAACGAUUAUACACUGGUAGAAGAGGUCAAGGGGCAUUUUGUAAUGACAAAAGGCUUCAGGUAUCAAAAGAGACAGAUAUCUCGAAGGCCUUAAUUUUAACAGAAAUUGGUCCAAAACGUGACCCUGCAACUUUGAAACUGUUCCUUGGUAACAUUGAGAGAUUGCUCAAGGCCCAAGCACAUGGGGUCCGUGUAAUUGGAAGCUCCACCCUGGCUCUGUGCCAUUUGGCAUCUGGUGCCGCAGAUGCGUAUUAUCAGUUCGGGUUACACUGCUGGGACUUGGCAGCAGCUACUGUCAUCAUUAGAGAGGCAGGUGGCACUGUGAUAGACACUUCAGGGGGACCUCUGGAUCUUAUGUCCUGCCGGGUGAUCGCUGCGGGCACCAGAGAGAUGGCUAUGUUCAUAGCUCAGGAAAUACAAACUAUUCACUACAGACGGGAUGAUGAAAACUGAUGGAAAUUAAGUACUUUUAAUACUGAGUCUGCCCUCCUGAACUAUGUAACUUUUGCAAGGUGGGUGGCUUAAUGGGUACAUGAUUUCAGUAGGAUGCUUUCUGUGGAGAUUUUCUGUGUCAAAUAUUUUUUAUAAAUUUAUUACAAUAUGGGAAGGCAUAAGGAGAUUUUUAAACCUCUAAGAAUUGUGUUUCCUUUUUAAUAUGUAUCUCUUUCAGCAGCAUCUUUUUUAUAAGAUAGCAUAUUUUACUUGUAGCACUAGUUUCAAAAUAAGUUGUAAUUUCAUAUCUGUGGGGCUGAUACUUAGUCUUUUGUAACAUGCAGCUAAAAAAUGGAACUAUUUUUACAGAUGCAGAUCUCAGGUAAAUGAGCUUUAGGACUGUAGUAAGGAUGAGUAGUUAAGAUGUGUGCCUAUAAUACCCUUGUUCUAUGAUACUUAAAAAUGCAAUAAAAAGUGACAUUACUGUUUCUAACUAUGUCAUAGCUAUAUUAUCCAUAUAUAUGCAUAUAUAUGUGUAUGUCUGUAUGUAUAAAUAUAUAUGUAUACCUAGACAUGUAUAUGCGUGUAUAUACAUGCAGACGUAGACAUGCAUCUCUGUGUGCAUAUACUUAUAUGGAUAUCUUGGAUGUUUACAGCAAUUUAGAGAAUGCAUAGAAGAAAGCUAAUAUCGGAAGUUCUUUUCAGGUAAAGAGUGUACGUAACUUAUGUGACUUCAGUGGAGUAGGCUAUCCAAAUGACUAGCGACAGAGCUGAUCAUGGAAAAUGUUUAAUGACUUUACAAACUGUCCAUCUAAUUCUUCUUUCCUUUCAUCCCUUUUCACGGGUGUAAAUCAUACCGUCAUGCAGGCCUCUAUGAGAUGUUAAAACUUUUACUACCACAGAGUAAUUACAGGUAAAAGCAGGAAUAUUGAACUCCACUGAGUUAUUUGCAGUAUUAACUAUGACACGCAGUAGCAGGCCAGCAGAGUAGAGUGCAGCAUCAAAGAGGUGUUGAUGUUAGUGAAACUUGGAGCAGAGCAGUAGGAUUGGGCCCCUUACAGGGAAGUUAUUAAUAUGCACAUAGAAUACGCUUGCAAAAAAGAUAGUUGUGAAUCACAUGCCCUUCUCACAUAAAGUUGUAAUCACACUUUUUUGAUCAGAGAAACCUGUGAAAUCAGUUACAUACAUUUCCUAAAUACCCAGUUGUUCUCUGUCCCUAUAUUUAGUAUUGGUUUUAGUUCUGCCAAGCUAAUCAUUUCUGUUCAGAUUAUUUUUAAAAUCUUGGGCACAGAGGAGAUACAACAGUGCCCAGAACAGUAGUAGUUGAGAUGAAAUCACUUCUUUUUUUUCUUAAAAAUUGAAUUGAAAGGUAUCCUUUUUUUUUCAAGAGUGCAAAUUAAAUUAAUGAGUCAGAAAGUAACAGUUUGUUAAAAAAAUAAUUUUACACUGCAUGUGUAGACUUUGUAAAUGUGUUCAGACAUCUACUUAGAACAUAUAAACUAAACAGUAAUUUUUUAAAAUAACCUUACAUGUGUUUCUUGCAAAAUGUUUUCAGUGAACAUAACGUGAAUUCUGUGAGAUUUCUUAAUGCUUUUUUUUCAUGAGAAAUACGAAGUAUUGACCAGGUGAAGAAUGCCUAAGUUCAACUAAGCAUUUGAGAACUCUGAUAGUUCUUAACAGAAAAGCAAUGCUGUCUGUCACAGUGAUCAGCGUUUUGUCACCGUUCCCUUUUACCUCUCCAUCUCCUUGCAUCCUUCUGUUCAGAAACUUAGAUUGUAAGCCCUUUGGGGCAGGGACUGUAGUACUUCGGUUCGGGGUUUGCACAGUGCUAACAGGAUGCAGUUCUGGUCCGUGACUAGGCACUGAGGUGCUAUAAAAAUACAAAUAAUAAAUAC
Cygnus olor (mute swan) is the source of this 2785-nucleotide messenger RNA. It is a transcript of the gene IMPA2, whose product is annotated as inositol monophosphatase 2. Bases 24 to 911 code for a protein of 295 amino acids. The transcript has 8 exons. Lineage: Eukaryota; Metazoa; Chordata; Aves; Anseriformes; Anatidae. Gene Ontology annotation, molecular function: inositol monophosphate 1-phosphatase activity. Gene Ontology annotation, biological process: inositol metabolic process; phosphatidylinositol phosphate biosynthetic process; signal transduction. The record is from RefSeq and is a predicted model, not a curated record.